UUCAGAAGCUCCCAGACCGCCUGACACCAUCAUUUUAUGGAUGCACCUAAAGCCUGAGUACUUACAGCCUGCACCCCCCGCCCCACCCGGCUUCUUCCAACUUUCUUUCUGUCCUUGGAGCCCUCACAAGGCAGUUCCCUCAUGAUUUUUGAUACCCAGUAUCGUUUUCAUGGGUAAACAUCUUUUUUUGAACUCUUCGUAGUUUUUCUUGGUGCAAAUUCCAUUUGGUCUGUCAAGAUGCAGCUCCGUACGGUCCUUGACGUUAAUGUUGUGGAUGUGCAGAAGAGAAGGAAUCCCUCCAAACACUAUGUGUACCUCAUCAACGUCACUUACUCGGACUCCACUUCCCAUGUCAUCUACAGGAGAUACAGCAAAUUCUUUGACCUACAGAUGCGAAUCCUCGACAAAUUUCCGAUUGAAGGAGGCCAGAAGGACCCCAAAAAGAGGAUUAUUCCUUUUUUGCCAGGUAAAGUCUUGUUUCGCCGAAGUCACAUCAGAGAUGUAGCCGUCAAACGACUGAAACACCUGGAUAAUUACUGCAAGGCUCUGAUGAAGCUUCCCUCCCACAUUUCCCAAAGUGAGGAGGUCCUGAAGUUCUUUGAAACCAAAUCAGAGGACCUCAACCCUCCUACAGAAGACUGUGGAGGCUCUGGAAAACGUAAAUCAGGUCUGGAUGCUUCGGACCCCAUGCUCCUGGAACAGUAUGUGGUGGUGGCCAGUUACGAGAAACAAGAGCCGGCAGAAAUCAGCCUUCAAGCAGGGGAGGUGGUCGACGUCAUUGAAAAGAGUGAGAGUGGUUGGUGGUUUGUCAGCACCGCAGAGGAACAGGGUUGGGUCCCUGCUACCUAUCUCAACUCCCACAGUGGCACACGGGAUGACUUGGAGCUGGGCGCCUCUAAAGCAGGGGAAGUUACUAAGCGACAUAAGGCUCAUCUGAAGAGGCUGGACCGGAGAUGGACGUUAGGGGGUGUCAUCAGCAGGCAGCAGAGCCGAGAAGAGAAGUACGUGACAGUCCAGCCCUAUUCCAGCCAAGGCAAGGAUGAAAUUGCUUUCGAGAAAGGAGUUAUUGUGGAGGUGAUUCAGAAGAACCUGGAAGGCUGGUGGUUUAUCAGGUACCAGGAUAAAGAGGGCUGGGCUCCGGCCUCUUACCUAAAGAAGGUGAAGGAUGACUUCUCUCCCCGUAAGAAGACCGUUACAGGCCCAGUGGAGAUAAUUGGAAACAUCAUGGAGAUCAGUAACCUGCUUAACAAGAAAGCCUUGAGUGAGAAGGACAUGCAGAGUGAAGGUGUCCCAGAGAGCCCCCAGGUGGCCAGGAAGGAGAUCAGCUUGCCAAUCCCCUGUGCCGACUCCAGCCCGGUUAGUUCCUCACAGGAUGGAAAAAGCAAAGCAGAGCCUGCUUCACCAGCGAUAGCCCGCAUUGCUCCUCAUCGGGUGGAAAUCGGUUCUCCAGUUCUCAGGCAAAAACCUCCUCCUCGAAGAGAUGCAACCCUGGGAUUUCAGUUGCCCUCCCCACCAGAGCCCCCUACAGUUGAAGCAGAGUAUUACACCAUUGCAGAUUUUCAGUCCUGUAUAUCUGAUGGUAUCAGUUUUAAUGGGGGACAGAAAGCAGAGGUCAUUGAGAAGAACUCUGGUGGUUGGUGGUAUGUCCAGAUAGGAGAGAAGGAGGGCUGGGCUCCCUGCUCCUACAUUGAUAAACGUAAAAAGCCCAAUCUGAAUCGCAGAACAAGCACUCUGUGCCGCCCUAAAGUUCCACCCCCAGCUCCACCUGUCAAAAAACAAGACUCAGUGGAGACUGCGCCUCCCAGCAGCCCUGGGUCUGAAGCUCCAGAGUCCCCUGUGUCUCCUGGGAGGCCAGUAUAUGAAGAGCCAGAAUAUGAUGUUCCUGCCAUUGGAGAUCUGGACCUGGAGUCUGAGUUUGAGUUUUUGAGAGGAGAAGGUUCCUUGGUUGAUGGAAAGAAUGAGGACACUUCAUCUGAGAAAGGAUCCCAUCUGUCCUCCAAGCCCUCUCCGGCUUCAUCGCUCCACAGUGCCUCCUUCAAAAUGGGUGAGUCAUUUGAAGAUGGCCAUGAGGCAGAGGGAGAGGUGGAAGGGGAGGAAGAAUGCAUCUAUGAGAAUGACGGCUUUCGGCCCUUCAGAGAGACCCCAGAGAGGCAGUGCAGCAGGGACUCAAAUUCCUCAAAGACGAAUGUCUUGUCAGAAACUGGUAAGACUGCGAGUCCAACUUCAGGUGGAUGGAGACCUGCAGGAAACAAGCUCAAGAUUGACUUGAAUGGGAGCCCUUUUUCAACCAAAGCUGAGGAGGCAUCCAGUCCUAAAUCUGCCUCCACUGAUUCCACCCCAGAUCUGUCCAGACCUAAGAAAGACCAAGAGGAAAGCAAGGUAUCCUCUCCCACCAAAUCUUCAUCUAAACUAAAGCCAGUAGUGAGGCCUAAACCACAACUAGCCAAGGCCUCCAGUGCCGAAAAGAUGGACAUCAGCACCUUGAGAAGACAGCUGCGGCCAACAGGGCAGCUGAAGAAUGGCACCAAAACCAAAGGUGAAGACUCUGAGACAGCGUCAGUCAUCUCCUCUGAGGACUCCUUCUCUUCUCAGAGCACAUCAGAUCUCUCCUCCAUCUAUUCUAAAGGUAGCCGGGGAGACUCUGACCAGGAGGGCUGCAGCCUGUAUCGCACCACAGAUCCCUAUGAGAAAGGUCAAGAGUCUGAGCUCAGUUUUCCUGCUGGAGUGGAGGUGGAAGUGCUAGAGAAGCAGGAGAGUGGCUGGUGGUAUAUCCGAUGGGGGGAUGCAGAGGGAUGGGCUCCAACUUACUACCUGGAGCCCGUCAGGCAACAAGAUGACAUGGCAGGGUCUGAAUCUGAUGGCACUCCAACAAAACCCGGAAGUCUCAGCAAGUCCAACAGCCUAGAGAAGAAUGAACAAAGGGUGCAGGCGUUGAACAACAUCAACCAAAACCUAAAGAAGGUCACCCCGCCAAUCCCCUCCAAGCCUCCAGGUGGCCUCUCCAAACCUACGGGCUUGUUCGGUUCACGCAAGCAGAAUAACACCAAACAGCAGCAGGUUGUCAGACCUCAAUCUGUGUUCAUAUCAGCCCCGAUCAGGGACGGUCCCAGCCCUGUUGGCUCUCUCAGGAGAAAUGAGUCCCUCAACUCCACAGACCACCCUCGUGUCAGUCCCACAGUGCGUCGCAAUGCCUCCUUUGGCACUGUGCCACGCAGCCUGGUGUCAAACAACAUAGCACUACCCAACAGGAACAGAUCUGGUACCGGCAGCUCUGAAUCCCUUGGCCUCGGCUCUCAGAAGAAUGCCCUCCCUGUAUCCACAGUGAGGCCCAAGCCCCACAUCAUCCAUAACAACCUCAGAGAGGUAUAUGUCUCCAUAGCAGAUUACCAUGGCGACGAGGAAACCAUGGGAUUUCCUGAGGGGACAAAUCUGGAGGUCCUGGAAAGAAACCCUAAUGGAUGGUGGUACUGCAAGGUUCUGGACAAUGGCAGACCAAGGAAAGGAUGGGUUCCCUCAAAUUACCUCGAGAAAAAGCACUAGCACUCAUGUGUGGAGCUGGCAGAACUCUGAACAUGCGUGUAAAGACUACUCAAACAGAUGCAUUUAUUUUGUGAAAAAGGCUAACCUUAAGACGUUAGGUAAGGAUGGAAAUCUAACCCGGUACCUUUGCCAAAACGAGCAGCCAGAUCAAAUUGUGACUUUGAAAUGAAAUGAGACAUCUGAUAAAUUGAGUCUACGUGAUACAGUGCCUGAGACAUUGCAUCAGAGGCAAUAUAGUGGGACUUAGUGACACACACAAAGACAACACCAGAAAGCGGAAGAAAGAUUUAGUGCUAUUCUUCAGUGGUUACCUUUAACUUGAAAUAAGAGUCAUUUUGUGUCCACUCCUAGAACCUUUUUCUGUAAGUUUAUAAUGUAUUUUUUAAAAACUUUUUAAGCAUUUAAAGCUUACUGCAUGUUUGAAAUGAUUCAUUAUUACUGACGAUGCCUUGAGCUGUUGAAAUUAAACCCUUUCUUCUCCUUUCUUUACAGAAAAUCUCAGUUGUUGCCAAAGCUGCUUUGUGUUAGUCUCAUUUUGGUGCUGUCUGUUUGCAUGUUUUUUUAUAUCUCUUUAUACUGUAUGUCACCUUUAUGUGAAAUAUUUUAUCCAUUUAAUUGUGUAAUAUUGUCCUAAUGAAACAAUUUGUGAGCAUCUCUGAUUAUCACAGUAUUUUCUUACCCUUAAAACCUUUAAGAUCUCCUCUGAAACUUACAGCUUUAAAAUGUUUUUUGGUUUUAAUUUCAGGGGUUAAUUAUCCAAAAUUAAACUCUCCUUAUGUCAGUGAAAAUCAUAUUUAUUCAUUACUUCAAUAUCAUGUUAAUUUUAUUAUUUUUUUACUGAUUAAAAAAAAAAAUCACAGCCGCUUAAACAUUUCUAAGAACUGCUCUGUUAAUCAUAACAUUUUGAAUUUCUGCUGGGCAGUAAAUUUGACAUAACUCUUCAGCUGCAGUUGUACUGGGAUGCUCACUUUUGUUUUACAUUAACUGUGUGACCAGUGAUGAUAACUGAAGUGCCAAAAGAAUUAAUUAAAUAAAUGCACUUUUGAACAAUAAUUAGUGCUUUCUUCUUUAAACUUUACACUGUUCAUAGUUACUGUUUGCCCAUACAUCACAUCAUUUCUGUGAUGACUACCACCGCCAUUGUACACACAAUGAUACUACACAGAAUAAAUAUCACAUUCAACACACGUCCCAUAAAAACCUUACAUAUGUCCAUGGACAUAAAAAAAAAAUCUACACAGUUAACUAAGUUCCACUAAUUUUCUCAAUGGAUUAUGAGUUUAAAACCAUGUAAUCUCACUGGCCCCAGUUCAAGUUUGAAUGGGAAUCUUUGUUGUCCUCACUCCUCAUUUACUGUCACUUCUCUACUUUCUCCUAUGUAAAUAAAAGGCAAAAUUACCUAUAAAUCCCAUCUCGCUCUGUUAGAGCUGAGCCACACCAUUGUCUCUAUAUUUUUUUAUUGUUUGAUAAAACCAAAAUUUAUUGCAUAUGAGACAACCCCAGAUCCAAAAAAUAGCACAAGGAUGAGAACAGAUGAAAUGAUGACUGUAGUUUCACAGUGACACACAUUUAGAAAGGAGACACGGUUUUUUACAGCUGUUAACCAAAACUGGCCUUAUUUUGUCUGUGUUGUAAGAGCAUUUUCAGUGCUCCACAUGUGGCAUGUUGUGUGGCAAUUGCCACUGCUGUUAAUGAAAGUCAUGUGAAAAGGGAGUAAUUAUCUGCUGAAUUAAUUGCAAAUUAAUGUGGUGUAUAACAAACAAUAUAAUGAGAACUUAUCACGGGCCAUAAUCACUGGUAAUGUUAAGUCUUUCAAUCGUAUUGCGUUAAAAGCUUUCUGCUUUGGAAUAUGAAAAAAGAUCUAAAAAUUGAAUAUGUUUAUAUUUAGUAGUGGCACAAUUCAACUCUGGCAGCUUAAGCAUCAACUGACAAAGUUAUAGUUACUGGUGCAGAAUUGUACUAUAAUCUUGUCACCAUCAGCUAUAAUCAGGAAAACACCAAAUCAAAACACUGAUGCUGCUUUCCAGCUUCAAACACUACAUAUCCCUGAUAUAUUGGAUUUGGUGCCUGAAGUAUAAUUAAACAGCCCACAGAAACUUAAUCUGAAAUAUGUCCAUCCCACUGUCUGUCUCUGCUUUGGGAUUUCUGAAGUAAUUUCUACACUCACCGGCUGUAAACCACAGUACUGGUCAAAAUUAUUGGCUGCCCAGAAUUUCAAGCGCAUAAUUCAGAAUAUCUUCAGAAAUCUUCAGAACCACAAGAUAUUUAAAGAGCUUCCUACCUACCUACAGUACAACAUGGUGGAAGUUCUAACAUGCUGAGCAGCUGCUUUCCUGCCUCUGGUACUGGAGGUACUGAACAUUUCAAAAGAAAGAUCAAAUCAGAUUACCAGGGCAUUUUAGAGUGGAAUGUGUUACCCAGUGUCAGAAAACCAGAGGCGAAAGUCUUGGCUCUUUCAGCAGGACAAUGACCCAAAGCACACAUCCAGCAGCACAAAACAGUGGUAGAAAAGGAAAAGAUGAGCUGUUUCAAACAGACCAGCAUGAGUCCUGACCUAAAUCACAUUGAAAGCCACUGCAGAAAAGGACUCCUGCAAAUUUGAAAGAGCAGACAGGUGCAAGAAGCUUCUAGAUGGAUACAACAAAUGUUCAGGAGCUGUCCCAAAGGUUCUGCAACCAAAUAAUAGUCAAGGGUGCCAGUGAUUGUGUCUGUGGUACAUUUUGGGACUGUAUUAUUUCACUAUUAUGCAAGUGUUGUUUUUAUUUCUUUUGUUCAGUAACCUUGGACAUUAUAUUAAAAUAUUCUGCUUAUGCAAAAUUGCUUCAUUUGCA
This is a messenger RNA of Toxotes jaculatrix (banded archerfish), 6371 nucleotides long. RefSeq names its product SH3 and PX domain-containing protein 2A-like. Gene Ontology annotation, biological process: superoxide anion generation. NCBI's taxonomy places the organism in Eukaryota, Metazoa, Chordata, Actinopteri, Toxotidae. Gene Ontology annotation, molecular function: protein binding; phosphatidylinositol binding; superoxide-generating NADPH oxidase activator activity. The transcript has 15 exons. The record is from RefSeq and is a predicted model, not a curated record. Bases 238 to 3540 code for a protein of 1100 amino acids.